CCAAGAUUAUCCAAAAACAAAAAAACUGCUAAAAACAUGAAAGCGACAUCUGCAACGUACCGACUCCCAGAUUCAUCAACAACAACAACAACAGCAACAACAAGAAGAAGCACAUUCAUAUUCAUCACCUGAUAACAACAAAACUUCUCUUCCAAUGUCUACUUUAUGAUGAGUUUCUUCAUCUUUCAUUUCUACUAAAACCCAAAAAAAAAAAAAAAAAUUCCCAGAAAGCUGAGAGAUUUGGGUUGUCUGUAAAUGGGGUUGGGAAGCGGCGAAAAGCCCACGACGACGACCUUCUCAUCCUCCUCUGCAAGCAAUAUGAAACCCACAAACGCAAUAACCGACAACGACCAAAAAGGCAAAGAGAUCGCUCGGUACAAUGCCGACGCCGGAAUUCUCGCCGAGUUUGAGCAAUCCGGUGUUUCCGGUAAGUCCUUUAACUACUCAAGAUCAGUUCUUAACGCCUCGCAAUCCGUGCCCGGAAAACAGAUUACCGCUUACUUGUCGAGGAUUCAGAGGGGCGGUUUGGUCCAGCCCUUUGGUUGCAUGAUUGCUAUUGAGCAACCCAGUUUUAGAAUCAUUAGUUACAGUGAGAAUUGCUUUGGAAUUUUGGGUUUUAAUGGCGAAGGUAGUUUGCUUGGGAUUGAUGCUAGGACACUUUUCACGCCUCCUUCUGGGGCUUCACUCACUAAGGCGGCGGCUUCCAGGGAGAUUUCGCUUUUGAACCCGAUUUUGGUCUAUUCGAGAACUACCCAGAAGCCGCUUUAUGCCAUUUUGCAUAGAAUUGAUGUCGGCACUGUGAUUGAUUUGGAGCCCGCGAGGUCGGGUGACCCUGCAUUGUCGCUUGCAGGCGCGGUGCAGUCGCAGAAGCUCGCCGUGAGGGCGAUUUCUAGGCUGCAGUCUCUCCCCGGGGGAGAUAUAGGAGUGUUGUGUGACACGGUUGUGGAGGAUGUUCAGAAGCUUACUGGAUAUGACAGGGUUAUGGUUUAUAAGUUCCAUGAUGAUGAUCAUGGUGAGGUGGUUUCCGAAAUCAGGAGGUCGGAUUUAGAACCUUAUUUGGGGUUACAUUAUCCUGCCACGGACAUUCCACAAGCUGCUCGGUUUUUGUUCAAGCAGAACCGUGUUAGGAUUAUCUGCGACUGCAAUGCCACUCCAGUUAGGGUCGUUCAGAGUGACGAGCUGAAGCAGCCGUUGUGCUUGGUCAAUUCAACGCUCCGUUCUCCACAUGGCUGCCACACGCAGUACAUGGCAAAUAUGGGUUCAAUUGCCUCGCUGGUGAUGGCAGUUGUCAUAAAUAGUAACGAUUCGAUGAAGCUUUGGGGGUUGGUUGUAUGCCAUCACACCUCACCGCGAUAUGUUCCUUUCACCCUUCGAUAUGCCUGCGAAUUUCUUAUGCAAGCGUUUGGACUCCAGCUCCACAUGGAGCUCCAAUUGGCAUCCCAACUGGCUGAGAAAAGAAUUCUCAGAACACAGACAUUGCUUUGCGACAUGCUGCUCCGAGAUGCCCCAUUUGGGAUCGUGACACAAUCCCCGAGUAUCAAAGAUCUAGUGAAGUGUGAUGGGGCUGCAUUGUACUAUGGCGGUUCAUGUUGGUUACUUGGUGUAACUCCAACUGAAUCACAGGUAAAAGAUAUUGCAGAGUGGCUGCUAAAAAAUCACGGGGAUUCCACAGGGCUGAGUACCGAUAGCUUGGCGGAUGCUGGCUACCCAGGUGCGGCUUUAUUGGGUGAUGCUGUUUGUGGCAUGGCUACCGCGAGAAUCACAUCGAAAGAUUUCUUGUUUUGGUUCAGGUCUCACACUGCAGAGGAAGUCAAGUGGGGAGGAGCUAAGCAUCAUCCAGAAGAUAAGGAUGACGGUGGAAGAAUGCACCCUAGGUCAUCUUUUAAAGCUUUCCUUGAAGUAGUGAAAAGUAGAAGUCUGCCUUGGGAGGUUUCGGAGAUAAAUGCCAUUCAUUCUUUGCAGAUUAUAAUGAGAGACUCGUUUCAGGAUAUGGAGAGCAGGAGUCUGAAAACACUGAGUUCUGCACAGCAGAGUGACGAUACUCAGAUGCAUGAGAUGGAUGAGCUCAGUUCCGUGGCUUGCGAGAUGGUUAAAUUGAUUGAGACAGCAACUGUUCCAAUUUUUGGAGUUGACUCAGCUGGUGUAAUUAAUGGCUGGAAUGAGAAAAUUGCUGAAUUGACAGGAUUACAAGUUGACAAUGUUAUGGGGAAGUCCCUGGUUAAUGAAGUGAUUCAUGAGGACUCUCGCGAAGCUGUCGGAAAUCUUCUAAGCAGAGCUUUGCAAGGUGAGGAGGAGAAAAACAUUGAGUUAAAACUGAGGUACUUUGGAACUUCAAAGGAAAAAAAUGUUGUAUAUAUAGUGGCCAACACCUGCACAAGUCGGGAUUAUGCAAACAAUAUAGUAGGGGUGUGUUUCGUUGGUCAAGACAUCACUAAUGAGAAAAUAGUUAUGGACAAAUUUAUCCGUUUGCAAGGCGAUUAUAAGGCUAUCAUACAGAGUCUUAAUCCGUUGAUACCGCCCAUAUUUGCAUCAGACGAGAAUGCUUGCUGCUCUGAAUGGAAUGCAGCAAUGGAAAAACUGACUGGUUGGAAAAGAGAUGAAGUUAUUGGUAAAGUUCUUACUGGGGAAAUCUUUGGAAAUUUCUGCAGGCUAAAAGGCCACGAUUCAUUGACUAAGUUUAUGAUAAUAUUGUACCGCGGAAUCAGUGGCCAAGAUAUCAAAAAGUUCCCUCUGGAAUUUUUCAAUAAAAAAGGGAAAUUCGUCGAGGUUUUAUUAACAGCGAACAAGAGGACUGACGCGGAUGGCAAUGCAGCGGGUUGUUUCUGCUUCUUGCAGAUUGUUGUCCCUGAUGUACAGCAAGCCUUAGAAGUAUGCAGGAAAGAUGAUGAAGGCUUUUCAAAAUUUAAAGAGUUGGCUUACAUUCGACAACAAAUGAAGAAUCCUUUGAAUGGUAUUCGAUUUACCCACAAGCUACUCGAAAGUACAGCUAUUUCAGAAAACCAGAAGCAAUUUCUUGAUGCUAGUGAUGCAUGUGAAAGACAGAUCAUGAUGAUUAUUGAAGAUGAUUUAGGAAAUAUAGAGGAAGGCAGUUUGGAGCUAAAGAUGGAAGAGUUUCGGUUGAGAAAUGUCUUGGAUGCCAUUGUUAGUCAAGCAAUGAUAUUGCUGAGGGAAAAGAACUUGCAGCUCUUUCAUGAGAUUCCUGAAGAUAUCAAGUCACUAUACCUGUAUGGAGAUCAUAUUAGGCUGCAGUUAGUCUUGUCAGAUUUCUUGCUCAAUGUUGUACAUCAUGCACCUGCAUCAGAUGGCUGGGUUGAAUUAGAAAUUUCCCCUGGUCUCAAGUUAAUACAGGAUGAUAACGAGUUUAUCCGCUUACAGUUCAGAAUAAGCCAUCCUGGGGAAGGCCUUCCUGCUGCUCUUGUCCAGGACAUGUUUGAGGGUGGAAAGCAAUUGACUACACAGGAAGGCCUUGGGUUAAACCUGUCUCGGAAACUUCUCAGUCGGAUGAAUGGGCAGGUCAAGUAUGUCAGAGAGCAUAGCAGGUGUUACUUUCUCAUCGACAUCGGAUUUAAAAUGAGGAAAGAAAGACAAAGGGGAGGAUCAAGGGCAGAGUCAAGCAGGAUGACUUAAACUUCUUCAGGACCCCUAGAGAAAUCUGUGUAAUUGAUCCGCGCAGACUGCGAAAAUCAUAGUCUAUAUGAUGCCUCUAUCAGGGUUUGAGAUUCUCGUUAUGCCCUAGUUCGAUCUUUUCUAAAAUAUAUUUUUACCAUUCGAGGUUAUCAAGCACUCAGUGUCCCCUAGGAGCCAGUCUUCUUACCUAGUAUGGCAUCCCAUUGCCAUGCCAACGAUUUUAUGAUUGUAUGUACCUACUUCAACUAAAUUCGGCCAGUCAAUAUGUAUAUCCUGUGAUUCAAGUACAUAGCAUAUGAAAGUAAUCUUAGUUGGAAAUUGUAAAUACUCCUCCAUUUUUGCCACACAAUGGAAGGAAUUGGAUGUUAAAUUAUCUAGAAUAAAUUGGGAGCUCUCGAA
Morus notabilis is the source of this 4026-nucleotide messenger RNA. Its product is annotated as phytochrome E. Gene Ontology annotation, biological process: detection of visible light; regulation of DNA-templated transcription; red, far-red light phototransduction. NCBI's taxonomy places the organism in Eukaryota, Viridiplantae, Streptophyta, Magnoliopsida, Rosales, Moraceae. The transcript is spliced from 4 exons. The record is from RefSeq and is a predicted model, not a curated record. The coding region runs from base 256 to 3627 and encodes 1123 amino acids. Gene Ontology annotation, molecular function: phosphorelay sensor kinase activity; photoreceptor activity; protein homodimerization activity.